AUGGCUGAUGCGCCGGAAGGCGAGGGCUGGGCCAGCAUUGCAGAGGCUCCCAAGGAUCUGCCAGAUGCCGAUUCCAUGAUGCACACUGGGGGUUGCGAGAGCACUGCUGGGGACUCCACAAAGAGGCCGAUGGUGGGUCGUCCGAGCCAGGACUCUGCACAGGAUACACAUGCAGCAGCGGGCUCGUCAGGUGUCACAAUUGCCAGCACAUCACCCAGUCCCCACAUGGUCAGUGAUCAUGGCAUGAGCACCUCGUACGUUGUGCCUGUGCAGAUGACUGGGUUUCCUGCGAAUGCUGAAGGUGCUGAGGCAUCAAGUUCAGCAGCACCCACAGCUCUCAGCUGUGAGGGAACAAUGACUGAAGGCACUGCAGGGGCGAGUGGGCAACAGAAACCUGCAGGUUUGCCAGGGAAUAGGGGUGGGGAAGUGAAACAAAGGACAGACAGUGGGCACGAGACAGCCAGGGGCAAGCUGGAAACGAACAUGGUAGCUGAUGCUGGGCAGGUACACUCACAUGCUCAAGAGCCUGGAAGGCAUGGCUGGGGGCGCACAUCUCCGUUUGAGGUGGAAGCUGCCCAGCUAUCUGCCUCCCCAGGGGACAGCGAAAGGAUUGGUGCUGAUGCCACAGCUGAUCACAGCAGGUUGGCAGGUUUUGAGGGCCGAACUUCAUCAGUGGAUAUUGCUUGCCCACAAACUGGCAAGGGCGAUGUUGUGGCAACAAGUGCUGCGGGUGCUGGGGAGGGAGUGUUGGAAAGGGAAACGGCAUCUGCACUUGAGCCCCGUAUUAGUGCCGUGUCACGUGCAUCCUCAAUCUCAGACAUCAACGCAGUGGACCUCGUGGCACUCGCUGACGAGGUGAGACGUCUUGAGCAGGAGUUGAGAGCAGUGCAAGAGAACUAUGCACAGUGCAGCGAUCAACUUCAGGAAGCCGAAAGCCAAGUGGAGGACCUGCAGGCAGAGCUGAGGGCUGUGACAGAGGCGUAUGCAUCACUGCGAGUGGAGGCUGAGACCAGCAAGGAGGAAGUCCAGGAAAUGAAGCUGGAGCUGGAAGCACUUGGUGGGAGCGAAGGGGCAAAGGCAAAGCUGGGGGAGCUCAGGAAAAAGAUAGAGAGAGAAGUAAGGGAGCACCUGAAGGGCCGGCUUGCAAGGGCAGAGGCUGCCAUAGAGGCGGAACGGGCACAGGUCUUGGCGCUCGAGCGUCGUCUGCAGGAGGAGCAUCAGGGGACAUCGGAGCAAGGGGAGGUUCUCGAGCGACUGCACACUAUCGAAGGUGAGCUUGCUGAAGCGUGUUCUGCAAAGGCUGCUAUGUCGGUGGAGCUCAGGAAGCAGAAUGAGAGGUGCUGCCUCCUUGAGGAUGCUGUGCAGAGGAGAGAGGAGCAGCUCCAGAUGCAAGGCGAGCGUGAACAGGAAUAUACUGCACUGCAGCGGGAUCUCAAGGAACUCCGCGAGAGCCACAACAGGCUGCUCAUGGCUGCCAGGACAGCUGACGACCGGGCUGCGAUGUCGGAGGCGGUCACUGCAGACACAAAGGUACAGAUCGAGGCUGCCUCUCAGACCAUCACCAAGCUCGUGCAGGAGAACGCUGCCUUGAGUGACAAGAUCAACAAGCAGGGGCGAUUGAUAGUGGAGCUGAGGGAGAUGCAGAGCAGGCUUGUCUCCGGGGUGGCUGAUCACAGCCGAACGCCAUCCAUGGACGACCCCCUGCCCCUCAACGAGGCGUCCUUGGAGGGGGCAGCUGCUGCAAAGGGUGCAGGGGUGCCGCCAGGGGGCCAUGGGAGCCACCUGUCGCCUGCCAGCACCUCUGCCAGCCUGCCUGAUCCACCAUCCAUAGAUGGCGCAGGGGCCAGUGGCUCGGUGGGUGAACAGGAGGUAGAGUCUGUUGUAGCGGCUGCACAAGAGCAGAAGAGGGCCCCUGUGGUUUUGAAGUCGAGGGCGCUCACACCAGUCGCGCCCAUGCGGGCAUCGUCUGGGAGGCGGUGGAGUUGGGACUUUGGUGUGUGGAAGUACAUAUCGGGUGGGGAUCUCGUGCAGCAAUAG
Ostreobium quekettii is the source of this 2037-nucleotide messenger RNA. The record is from the annotation of a GenBank genome assembly. Lineage: Eukaryota; Viridiplantae; Chlorophyta; Ulvophyceae; Bryopsidales; Ostreobiaceae.